Messenger RNA from Nicotiana tabacum (common tobacco), 1227 nucleotides. The record is from RefSeq and is a predicted model, not a curated record. Lineage: Eukaryota; Viridiplantae; Streptophyta; Magnoliopsida; Solanales; Solanaceae.
AUGACCACAGUGAGAGCUUUGAUUGCAACUGCAGUAAAGAAGGGAUGGUUUCUCCGUGGUGAUCUUCAUGAGGAAGUGUAUAUGGAGGUCCCACCAGGACUAGAGGUCACUAAGGAAGGACUGGUUUGCAAGUUAAACAAGUCCUUAUAUGGCCUCAAACAGGCAAGCAGGCCGUGGUAUGCCAAGCUGAGUGAGGCAUUGUUCUCCAGAGGUUAUACACAUUCUAUGCUUGACUAUUUAUUAUUCCAUAAGAAAGAAGGCACUAAUGCAGUUUAUGUAGAUGAUAUAGUUGUGACAGGGACUGAUGUAGUAGAAUUAGAAAGACUGAAGAGUUUUCUUCAUGACAGUUUCAGAAUCAAGGACCUUGGCAAAUUGCAUUAUUUCCUGGGAAUGGAAGUACUGUAUAAGGCAGAUGGUGUAGUAAUAUCACAAAGAAAAUUUACAUUAGACUUAUUAAAGGAAUAUGAUUGCUUAUCUCAGAGUGACUUCUCUUCUCCCUUAGAUCCUACUGUCAAGUUGAAGGCCAAGGAAGGCAUUCCAUUACAAGAUCCUACUUACUAUAGAAAGCUGGUGGGAAAACUCAAUUUCUUAACCAAUACCAGAUUAGACAUUGCCUAUGGAGUUCAACACCUGAGUCAGUUUAUACAAGACACCAGAGAACCUCAUCUUAAGGCACCCUUUCACUUGCUCAGAUAUCUGAGAACUGAUCCAACAUUGGGGAUUUUCUUUUUCAAAGAUGAAGACUAUACUAUAAGAGCCUAUUGUGACUCUGAUUGGGCAUCAUGUCCAGAUUCUAGAAAAUCUGUCAGUGGUUAUAUUGUCUUGCUAGGUCACAGUCCUGUUAGCUGGAAAUCCAAAAAGCAAGAAACUGUCUCACUAUCAUCUGCAGAGGCAGAGUACAUGUCAUUGAGGAAUGUUGUAGGAGAACUGGUUUGGCUGAGCAGGUUAUUUGAAGAGUUAACUGUUCCAUUCCUUCAUCCUAUUGACGUCUACUGUGACAGCCAAUCUGCAUUUCAUAUAGCCAGGAAUUCAGUUUUUCAUGAACGAACUAAACACAUUGAAGUUGAUUGUCACUUUGGGUGGGAUAAACUUCAGGAAAGUCUCAUUUCCUUGCACCAUAUCACCACCAGUGCUCAACUAGCAGACAUACUAACCAAGGCCUUAACAGGCAUCAAACAUUCUGCUAUAUUGCACAAGUUGUAUGUGCUUCACUCACUUCCAACUUGA